Messenger RNA from Musa acuminata subsp. malaccensis (wild Malaysian banana), 1563 nucleotides. Lineage: Eukaryota; Viridiplantae; Streptophyta; Magnoliopsida; Zingiberales; Musaceae. The record is from RefSeq and is a predicted model, not a curated record.
AUGUACGACCCUGACGACUGGUUCUCUUCUUGGACCGGCGAAGACUGCUGUGGGUGGAGAGGCGUGGCCUGCGACCACACCACCGGCCAUGUCACCAAGCUCGACCUCCACUACCCCUACACAUACGAUAAGUGGGAUAUCUCAGACAUCAUGGAAACAAUGGGUGGGAGCAAGGUAAAUCCUUCGCUGCAAGAACUGAAGCAUUUGAAGUAUUUGGAUUUGAGCAUGAAUAACUUCUCCCAUGCCCCUGUGCCUAAAAUGAUCGCUUCGCUAGUCCACUUGAAAUAUCUCAACCUAUCAUAUGCCAUGCUCGAUGGACUAAUUCCUCCUCAGUUCGGGAACCUCUCCAACCUACACUACCUCGACCUUCGAGGAUGGUAUGAUGAUCAUCUACACGUUAAUGAUCUCGAUUGGCUCUCCCAUAUUCCUUCUCUAAAAUAUCUUGACAUGAGUUUGGUCGACCUCUCCAAGGCAACCAAUUGGUUGUGCAUAAUCAAUUCGAUCCCCACACUAGAAGUGUUGCAUUUGAAGAAUGCAGACUUGCCAUAUGUUCCAUCUCCUUUGCCCACUUUUAAUCUGACAACCAUCGCUACGUUGGAUCUGUCUCGGAAUUCCAACAUCACGUCUGCUAUGCUAAGAUGGCUUUCUAAUGCCACCAGCCUCGAGUACCUCCUCCUUUCUGGCUGUAAGAGUCUCACUAUCGAGUCGCUACAAGUUGCUCUAGGAGCUCUCAGUAAUCUGAAGGAAUUGGAUUUGUCACAUAAUUUCCUUAAAGGAGAAAUUCUUGGAAUUCUAAACAAUGUCAGUAGCAGGGGCUUGAAGCAGCUAGACUUGAGCAGGAAUUAUUUAUCCGGAGAUAUUCCACAAACUCUAUGGAACCUUAGACACCUGGAGUAUCUUGACUUAUCACGGAAUGCCAAUGUCACGGGACAUAUCCCAGCUGUGCCGGGGAAUCUAAUGAGCUUGCGAUACUUAUACUUGAGGCGCAAUUUGAUCACCGGAGAGAUACCACCGAGCAUAGGCAACCUUACCAACCUGGUAUUCUUAGAUUUAUCAUUUAACAAUAUUGUCGGAAGUAUUCCAGAAACUAUUGGUGCUCUCAUUCAUAUGGAGGUUUUAUAUCUCGAUCAUAACCAAGUUUCUGGAGAAAUACCAGCAACCAUUGGGGUUCUCCAAAAUCUACAUGAGUUACAUUUAGGAGGUAACUCUAUUAUUGGGCAAAUACCUAAUACGAUUGGAAGACUCCAUAGCUUGGAGUACUUGGACAUAUCAAAUAACAAUUUAUCAGGUCAGAUACCGAGAACAAUGGGUGGUCUAUGCAACUUGACCCGCAAUCAUUUAAACGGUACUAUGCCUUCAAGUAUGGGUCGAAUAUCUCAAUUACGAGAUCUAUACCUCUCCUCAAACUCACUGUUAUAUUGGCAUGAGCCUUUGUCAUAUAGGAGCAAAAUUACCUGCUUGGCUUCAAACUCAGACGCAAUUAACAAGCCUUCAUUUAUAUGGAGUUGGACUCUCGGGCAAUAUCCCGAUUUGGUUUUUGAAUUUCUCAAGAGGUCUCUAUAA